Oncorhynchus keta (chum salmon) is the source of this 10548-nucleotide messenger RNA. It is a transcript of the gene snap47, whose product is annotated as synaptosome associated protein 47. The record is from RefSeq and is a predicted model, not a curated record. Lineage: Eukaryota; Metazoa; Chordata; Actinopteri; Salmoniformes; Salmonidae. Gene Ontology annotation, biological process: exocytosis; synaptic vesicle priming; synaptic vesicle fusion to presynaptic active zone membrane. Gene Ontology annotation, molecular function: SNAP receptor activity; syntaxin binding. Gene Ontology annotation, cellular component: plasma membrane; SNARE complex.
AUUAGACAAUCAUUUAAAUCUACACAUUUAAGGUAGCAGGAUCAUUGUUUCGAGACGGACUGUAAACAUGUCUGUACUGAGAACCUGCCGCUGUUCCACUUCCUAAACAAAUCAGUCGCCUGCAAACAGGUGUUUUUAUUUAAUUUUACGAAUUAUUAAACUGACAGAUUGAAAUAUAUAUUCACAGAACAACUGUUCUCGAAUAAAAAUUACUUUUGCACAAUCGAUAAUAUUAGCGCCUUGCCCAACAUUGCAGAAUUGUUGCCAUUGAUUUCCUGGGAUAGUCAUAACCCUGCAAGAGCUCACGUGCCAGGUUUCUAAAAAGUAAACAAAAACAUGAACGUUGAAUGGUCGCUAGCUAUUUUGUUUGGUUACAGCUAUUAUUUAGUUUGCACACGAAUGUAAUUUAAUGCUAAAUAUAUUUUAUUUUAUUUUAGAGUGAGCAUCUGAAGCCAAGUCAAGAUGACAAGCCCAAACCAAGACAUCCCCAUCCACAGCUGGCCAGGCUCCUACUACAUCAACAGCGAGAAGCGCUGGGAGGCCGGGACCCUGUCCCUGACCCGCACCAUAUUGCGCUUCACCUCAGACCAGAGCAACGAGAACCUGGUUGGCUUCCGCCUCACCAGGAUCAUGGAGAUCAAGAUGGAAUCGUCCAGCUUCAUCUUCAGCGCUCUGACUGUGUUGGAACAGGGGAAUCUCAAGCACUGGUUCGGCUCACUGAGGCCCAACCGGUUGGUGGUCUACAAUGUCCUGUAGCAUUUCUGGAGGGAGAGGUUGUUGUCCCCCUCUACUGAGGUCCAGGGGGCCGAGGCACAGCCCACCAAGGGGAGGGAGCUGAUUAACCUGGUGGCAGGGGCUCAAAGACGGCUAGAGGACACAGGGAAUGUCCUCCACCACCAGGGAGAGCAGUUUGAUAACGUCAUGCAGGGCCUGGACAAGAUCGACUCUGAUCUGGACGUGGCAGACAAGCUACUGUCUGAACUGCAGUCUCCCCCUUGGUGGCCUUUUGGCAAAUUACCCUGGAAGAGUCAGCAGGAUGCCAAUGCUGAGCAUGCUGCCAGAGAGGCCAAUUGUAAGGGAACAGCAACAGGCAAGCACAGAGUGAUCACCAGCAUACGAGCCAUCGUUUCCAGACGUGGGGACUCGUGCCUGAAGCCUGGCUGCUUGAUGGUGAUGGUCUCCUCUUUAGAAGUCCGAGACACAAACUAUGUGCUCCUCCACCACUUUGAGAGGGACGAGGUGGAUGACAUCCGGGUGCACAACCCUUAUGAGAUCAGUGUGAGGCAGAGGUUCAUAGGGAAGCCAGACAUAUGCUCCAGACUCCUGUCGGCUAAAAUGCCGGAGGCCAUGUCUGUGCUAGAGAUGCAGUAUAAGAAGAAGGUAGAGUACACGAGUGAGUACUCUACCUUUAAGACGACCCCAGCCACAACCCCAUGUGACCAGAAUCAAGUUUUAAUAUGGAAUGCAGGCUUGCAGCAGUACCAGGAGACAGAGGUCCCCAGUACGGUCCCAGCAGGAGAGCUUUCCCAGGUGCAUCUACAUGUCCUUAAACCAGAGGUUACUCAGGCUGAGGUUCAGGAGCUCCGACAGAUGCUAAUGCAGCUGAAAAAUCUUGCUCUGGAGGCUGAGACUGAGCUGGAGAAGCAAGACGAGGGCCUGGAUGUUCUGACCACCUCUACGGACCAGGCCACCAUGCACAUUGACAAACACACCUGCCGCAUGAAAAGGCUGCUGUAACUAACUCACUUACAACGCAAUGCAGAAAUGCACCGAGUUGCUAUUGCCUUACAACAAAUGUAUUCUGUCAGAAAGUUGUUGUACUGUACCUCUAUAUUUGAGGUUCCAUAACCAUUGAAACCAGAUUUUACCAUCUGCUUCGUUGUAUCACAUCAAGUUAAGUCUUAGCCUCAGGUGUAGUCAUACACCCUUACCUCAUUGUAACGUAUAAAAUAUAGAAAUCGAUGUUCCUCUCAAUGUGGUAAUUACUGACCAGUCCACUAGAUGUUAUUUACACCAAGGUGAGGAAGCGUUCACUCAUCAGCACUUUGUGGAGAUAUCGUCCUCUUUGCACUGACAAACUAUGAAUAUAUCCAAACUUGGUUGUUGUUGACGGGAGGUUGGACAGACAUAAUGGUCUCUGUCACACAUGUAAUCCAUGGUUUCUGAUGAUGUACUUAAAUCACAGUGUGGAGCGAUUGUCACACCUGUUUUUUCCUUCUUCUUUUUCAGUUGCAGGUGUCAGUAAAGCCAUCCCCCUCCCUCCAUGCACAUGGUUUCCCUCCAGCUCCAAGUGUUGCAUGUUCCCAUGUUUCUGCUGAGUAAAGCGAUGCAUCGAGUGGGAUCUGUAGAACUGUGAGGUAUGCAGUGGGUAUGUAACAUGUAGCAAAGUCCGUUGAAACUGUGUCCCUUGAAAUACACGGAAUACUUUACAGAGCCCCUACUCUUAAGUCAAUUUCUAUACCAUAAUGUUCCGUACUAGAGAAAGCAGGGAGUAACUCACAAUAGGUUGUCUCUCUGACAUUAUCACGGGAUUUAGGAAUAUCUGUAUAAUCUUAUGUGUAUAUGAAUGACUUGCAUAUUUCUAUGCUGUGGUGUACUCGGAUGUUUUACUGAAAUGUAAUUAUUGUCUCGCUAUCAUUUGUGAACUUGCGAUAAAAUGUUAUUUAAACUCAAUAUCUGGUAAAUAAUGCAUUUCUCCGUACAAAUAAUGCCCAAGGCUCCCCAUGGUACUGUACUGUAGAGAGCAGAGGAAGUAUUUGAGUGGCGUGUAAUUAUCCAAUAGAACACAUUUACAUAAAAUACAGACGAAUGGCUUUAAGUAGUACAGUACGACCCGCCCAGUUCAUAAAAGGCAAUUGACACUGAAACAAAAUAUAAAUGCAACAUGUUAACUGUUGGUUUCACGAGUUGAAAUAAAAGAUCCCAGAAAUAUUCCAUGCGUCUAAAAUUUUGUUCACAUAUUUGUUUACAUUCCUGUUAGUGAGCAUUUCUCCACACCUGGCAGGUGUGUUAUAUCAAGAACAUGAUUAAACAGUGUGAUCAUUACACAGGUGCACUUUGUACUGGGGACAAUAAAAGGCCACUAUAAAAUGUGCAGUUUUGUCACACAACACAAUGCCACAAAUGUCUCAAGUUUUGAUAGGGCGUGCAAUUGGCAUGCUGACUACAGGAAUGUCCACCAUAGCUGUUGCCAGAGAAUUUAAUGAUAAUUUCUCUACGAUAAGCCGCCUCCAACAUUGUUUUAGAGAAUUUGGCAGUACUUCUAACUGGCCUCACAACUGCAGGCCAGAUGUAAUCACGCCAGCCCAGGAUCUCCACAUCUGGCUUUUUCACCUGCGGUAUUGUCUGAGAGAAGCCACUGCGGACAGCUGGUGAAACUGUGGGUUUGCACAACCAAAGAAUUUCUGCACAAACUGUCAGAAACCUUCUCGGGAAGCACAUCUGCACGCUCGUUGUCGUCACCAGGGUCUUGACCUGACUGCAGUUCGUCGUUGUAACUGACUUCAGUGGGCAAAUGCUCAAACGCUUUUCACGGAUGAAUCACGGUUUCAGCUGUACCGGGCUGAUGGCAGACAGCGUGUAUGAUGUCACGUGGGCGAGCGGUUUGCUGGCGUCAAUGUUGUGAAGAGAGUGCCCCAUGGUGGCUGUGGGGUUAAGGUAUGGGCAAGCAAAAGUUACAGACAAUGAGCACAAUUGCAUUUUAUCAAUGGCAAUUUGAAAUCACAGAGAUACCGUGACAAGAUCCUGAGGCCCAUUGUCAUGCCAUUCAUCCGCUGCCAUCACCUCAUGUUUCAGCAUGAUAAUGCACGGCCCCAUGUCGCAAGAAUCUGUACACAAUUUCUGGAAGCUGAAAAUGUCCCAGUUCUUCCAUGGUCUGCAUACGCACCAGACAUGUCACCCAUUGAACAUGUUUGGGAUGCUCUAUCUACGUGUACAACAGCGUGUUCCUGUUCCCGCCAAUAACCAGCAACUUCGCACAGCCAUUGAAGAGGAGUGGAACAACAUUCCACAGACCACAAUCAACAGCCUGAUCAACUCUAUGUGAAGGAGAUGUCUAUGCGAAUGAAAUGUGUCGCACUGCACGAGGCAAAUUAUGGUUACACCAGAUACUGUCUGGCUUUCUGAUCCACGCCCCUACAAGAAAUGUGUGCAGUGGUUGAAAAACAAAUUGUAAACUUAGUGUAAACUUAGGUUGGAGUCACUUAAACUUCUGACUUCAACUGUAGGUUGGAGUCAUUAAAACUCGUUUUUCAACCACUCCACAAAUUUCUUGUUAUCAAACUAGUUUUGGAAAGUUGGUUAGGACAUCUACUUUGUGCAUGACACAAGUAAUUUUCCCAACAAUUAUUUAACUUAUAAUUUCACUGUAUCACAAUUCCAGCGGGUCAAAAGUUUGCAUACUGUGCCUUUAAACAGCUUGGAAGAUGUAAAAAAAAAAAAAUUCCAUGGCUUCAGAAGCUUCUGAUAGGCUUAUUGACAUCAUUUCAGUCAAUUGGAGGUGUACCUGUGGAUGUAUUUCAAGGCCUACCUUCAAACUCAGUGCCUCUUUGCUUGAGUUCAUUGGAAGAUCAAAAUAAAUCAGCCAAGACCUCAGAAAAAGAAUUGUAAGACCUCCACAAGUCUGGUUUAUUCUUGGGAGCAAUUUCCAAAUGCAUGAAGGUACCUCGUUCAUCUGUAUAAACAAUAGUACUCAAGUAUAAACACCAUGGGACCACGCAGCCGUCAUAACGCUCAGGAAAGAGACGCGUUCUGUGUCCUAGAGAUUAACGUACUUUGGUGUGAAAAGUGCACAUCAAUCCCAGAACAACAGCAAAGGACCUUGUGAAGAUGCUGGAGGAAACAGGUACAAAAGUAUCUAUAUCCACAGUAAAACAAGUCCUAUAUCGACAUAAGCUGCAAGGCUGCUCAGCAAGGAAGAGGCCACUGCUCCAAAACCGCCAUAAAAAAGCCAGACUACGGUUUGCAACUGCACAUGGGGACAAAGAUUGUACUUUUUGGAGAAAUGUCCUCUGGUCUGAUGAAACAAAAAUAUAACUGGCCAUAAUGACCAUCGUUAUGUUUGGAGGAAAAAGGGGGUGGCUUGCAAGCCGAAGAACACCAUCCCAACCGUGAAUCACAUGGGUGUAAGCAUAAUGUUGUGGGGGUGCUUUGCUGCAGGAUGGACUGGUGAACAUCACUAAAUAGAUGGCAUCACGAGGAAGGAAAAUUAUGUGGAUAUAUUGAAGCAACAUCUCAAGACAUCAGUCAGGAAGUUAAAGCUUGGUCGCAAAUGGGUCUUCAAAAUGGCUUAAGGACAACAAUGUCAAGGUAUUGGAGUGGCCAUCACAAAGCCCUGACCUCAAUCCAAUAGAAAAUUUGUGGGCAGAACUGAAAAAGUGUGUGCGAACAAGGAUGCCUACAAACCUGACUCAGCUACACCAGCUCUGUCUGGAGGAAUGGGCCAAAAUUCACCCAACUUAUUGUAGGAAGCUUGUGGAAGGCUCCUCAAAAUGUUUGACCCAAGUUAAGCAAUUUAAAGGCACUGCUACCAAAUACUAAUUGAGUGUGUGUAAUCUUCUGACCCACUGGGAAUGUGAUGAAAGAAAUUACAGCUGAAAUAAAUAAUUCUCUCUACUAUUAUUCUGACAUUUCACAUUUUUAAAAAGAAGUGGUGAUCCUAAUAGACCUAAGACAGGGAAUAUUUGUUAGGAAAUGUCAGGAAUUGUGAAAAACUGAGUUUAAAUGUAUUUGGCUAAGGUGUAUGUAAACUUCCGACUUCAACUGUAAAUAUCUGUAUUCCCAGUCAUGUGAAAUCCAUAGUAUAGGGCCUAAUGAAUUGAUUUAAGUUGACUGAUUUAUUGAUAUGAACUUUAACUAAGUAAAAUCUUUGAAAUUGUUGCAUGUUGUGUUUAUUUUGGUUCAGUGUAGUUCCCUUUAUUAAUUUAAGAAUGAUAAUGAAUAGAAAACAAAACAGGCAACAAAACAACACUCGGAGAGAGGCAAAGCAAGGCAACACCCAAUAAUAACAGGGUUCACGUGACAAAUUGGCAUGGAGAUUGUCAUAACUAUGGCAAAUGAGAUGGAAGUGGAAGCUAUUUACUAUUGAAAGUUCUCCAUGCGUGUCGGUUCCUGGCCUGUUGAAUGAAAGUGAGUGCAGAGUAAACAGGCCUGUUGUUAUUACAUCCUGUUGGCACCAGGAGUUGGUUUGGUAUCUGCUCACUGUGUUGGGGCCAGAGCUCUCUCUCACACACACAUACGUACAACACCGAAGAUGUGGCCACGGGUAGUGGCCACUAGCUUUCACGAGAGAGGGGACCACCAGGAGCCAAAAGCCCAGAUUAACCCGAUUUGGUGGGGUGGCUGUACUCUCAUUAAUGACUCAGGAAGAAGCUAAACUAGUUUUUAAAGAACACUGGCGACCUCUCAAAGGUCUCAGCCCGGGUACAUCACUGGGAUGUGAUCCUACACUAAAGAUGUAAUAAAUUGAGGAUGAACACUUGUCAUGAGUUACAUUGCCUUCGGAAAGGAUUCAGACCCCUUGACCUUUUCCACAUUUUGGUACGGUACAGCCUUAUUCUAAAAUUGAUUAAAAAUAAUAAUAAUUGGCAUCAGUCCACACACAAUACCCCAUAAUGACAAAGCAAAAACAGGAUUUUAGAAAUGUUUCCUAAUAAAAAAACUUGAAAAAACUGAAAUACCACAUUUACAUAAGUAUUCAGACCCUUUACUCAGUACUUUGUUCAUGCACCUUUGGCAGAGAUUACAGCCUCUUCUUGGGUAUGACGCUACAAGCUUGGCACACCUGUAUUUGGAGUUUUUCCAAUUCUUCUCUGCAGAUCCUCUCAAGCUCUGUGGAUGGGGAGCGUCGCUGCACAUCUGUUUUCAGGUCUCUCCAGAGGUGUUCGAUCGGGUUCAAGUCCGGGCUCUGGCUUUGCCACUCAAGGACAUUCAGAGACUUGUCCCGAAGCCACUCCUGCGUUGUCUUGGCUGUAUGCUUAGGGUUGUUGUCCUGUUGGAAGGUGAACCUUCGCCCCAGUUUGAGGUCCUGAGAGCUCUGGAGCAGGUUUUCAUCAAGGAUCUCACUGAACUUUUCUCCAUUCAUCUUUGACUCGAUCCUGACUAGUCUUCCUGCCGCUGAAAAACAUCCCACAGCAUGAUGUUCCCACCACCAUGUUUCACUGUAGAAAUGGUGCCAGGUUUCCUCUCGAUGGGACUCUUGGCAUUCAGGCCAAAGAGUUCAAUCUUGGUUUCAUCAGACUAGAGAAUCUUGUUUCUCAUGGUCUGAGAGUCUUUAGGUGCUUUUUGGGAAACUCCAAGCGGGCUGUCAUGUGCCUUUUACUGAGAAUUGACUUCCGUCUAGCCUCUCUACCAUAAGGGCCUGAAUGGUGGAGUGCUGCAGAUAGGAUUGUCCUUCUGGAAGUUUCUCUCAAUUUCCACAGAGUAACUCUGGAGCUCUGUCAGAUUGAUCAUCGGGUUCUUGGUCACCUCCCUGACCAAGGCCCUUGUCCUCUGAUUGCUCAGUUUGGCCGGGCAGCCAGCUCUACGAAGAGUCUUCGUUGUUCCAAACUUCUUCCAAUUAAGAAUGAUGGAGGCCGCUGUGUUCUUGGGGACCUUCAAUGCUGCAGAACUGUUUUGGUACCCUUCCCCAGAUCUGUGCCUCGACACAAUCCUGUCUCGGAGCUCUACGUACAAUUCCUUCGACUUCAUGGCUUGGUUUUAUCUCUGACAUGCACCUGUCAACUGUGGGACCUUAUAUAGACAGGUGUGUGCCUUUCCAAAUCAUUGUCCAAUCAAUUGAAUUUACCACAGGUGGACUCCAAUGAAGUUGUUGAAACAUCUCAAGGAUGAUAAAUGGAAACAGGAUGCACCUGAGCUCAAUUUCGAGUCUCAUAGCAAAGGGUCUGAAUACUUAUGUAAGUCAGGUAUUUGUUUUUAUUUUUAAUACAUUUGCAUACAUGUUUUUGCUUUGUUAUUAUGGGGUAUUGUGUGUAGAUUGCUGAGGAUUUUUUUUUUUUAUUUAAUCAAUUUUAGAAUAAGGCUGUAACGUGACAAAAUGUGUGAAAAGUCAAGGGGUCUGAAUACUUUCCGAAUGCACUGUAUAUGACAAGAAAAUUGUUGCCGGAGAAAAGGGGGUUAUACCAAACACUUCUUCUAGUCUGAUCAAAGAUGGUGAACUGGAGAGAGUUUCUUCUGUUGUUGAUUUGAGCGAUAAACAGUUCCAUUCAUUUGGGAGACCCGGUGUCCCGAACUCCAGAAGCAUACCACAUGGUUAUGUGCAUUCUUAGCCUCUAAAAAAAGGUUGAGGAAGGGAGAGAGUGAACACAUACUGCCGUGGUUUCGAAGCAGCCCUGCUUUAGAAGGAAGUGGUGUCGGUCUGGUCUGACCACAGAUGCAUGAGAUCCGGCAUUGCCUUCCUAGCGGAUGGUAUGGAGACACCAUGCAGGCCUGGACUUCCAAGUCUGUUUACUAGAUUGUCCCUGUGGUGAGGUCGUUCUUUCCAACAAGGAGCGUGUCUCAAUUGAAAGCCAAUCAAUCAAGUUCUGCUUGGAAAGAGCUUCACAACGGCUGUGGGAUUCUGUCAGGGCACAUGUGGGUUGCUCUCUGCUCUCGAAAAUAAGGAGCCAUGUGAUUGUUAUACCAAGUCAGAGUUGUCAUUUCCCCAAGGGCUUUGAGGUAGAUGUUGUUUUUGCUUUCUGUAAAAAUAGUGCUCAAGACAUCUCUCAUGACAUUCUUUGUUAUUUAAUUACCAUUGUUUUGUAUUUAGGUUACCUUGGCAAUAUUAUCACAGAUUGCAUCAGUAAAAUAAUACAUGUUUUCUGUGUUGGUAAAUGUAAAAUAUUUAACUGACAAUUUUUCUGUUUAUCAUGCAAAUGAAACUCUGUUAAUGUCGGUAAGGAUUUUGAUGUUUAUAUUCAUCAAUGUGAUUCAUUUUGAGAAUGGAUUCCAAGGUCUCUAAUUGGAAAUGAGAGAAAUACACAAUAUUAUUUUAUUCCUGUGUAGCACUAUAAUAUUAGAGUGUGUCUGUAAUGGUUGGACUCUUGACUCAUGUCCUGGCUGGUCUCCUACUGGUGCAGGUGUUGCUGCUGCUGUGUUCGUUUCACGACGCAGAGGGAGGCUCCAGUUUCAGGAAAUUAGGCCUGUUGGUUAAUGUUAGAACUGGAAGGAAAAGUUCCUGGAAGGUGGUUGAGUCCAACCGGGGGGUGGUGAAUUGGUUCCCUUUCUAUUAGAGAAAAGAUAUGACACCCACUUCUUAUAGAUGGCUUUGGUUGAAAGUCAAUUGUGUCAUACAUGUUUUACAAUACGUUUGCUGUAAACUUACAGUACAUGAAUUGCAUUUUAUGUGUUUUCAAUCCAUUUUUAUAACAUUCCUCCAUAGUUGACUUCAAUGAUUGAUGUCAUAAAAGUAGUGGUAAGAGUUUUGUUUCUGUUUGUGUACCUGUUGUUGUUGAUGAGGAUUUGGCUUCAAAUUAAUUUAACUUCCGAUUGCAAUCCCAUCAGAAGAUGCCCUAUGUUUUAGUAUUCAUGUGGUACUUUCCCACUGAGAGACAGAAUGAUAUCAUAUACCUCUUGCACUUGUUAUUGUUAUCUUUUCUUUGGUCUUCAGACGGAGGUGCACUUUGUUGGAUUUCCGUUUCUCUUUAUUCAGAGAGUGACUCUCAUCUCUGCUAGAGGGAGUUAACUGCAAGUCGCCCUGGCCAAAGUAAACUCCAACCAUGGUCUGGUCUUUCUGAAGCAACUCGAAUGAAGGUCUACUACUCCAUAAGCAUUGGUGUGUGAACAGCACCGGCCUACUGUAUUGAACAGCUGAAACAAUUGUGUGAUCACUAUUUAAACUUAAAUUGACUUGUAUGCAGUGACAGGUAGGUUUUAGCUGAAAAGUAAACCAAUGUGGAUUGUUACCCAAUUAUUUAAUAUUUACACAGUAAACAUCUUAAAAUAUACAAGAUUCUAAUUGUUCUCAAGGACCAGUGCCACUGUUCUUGAUUAAAUAUAGGGACAUUUAAUCAUUGUUGUUGAAGGACUGAUAAUGGGUAAAUUUCCUUUGAGAUAGUAUCCUAAUGAGUGGUGUCUCAGUUAUGUAUGAUCAUGACACUUGUUGGCUGUAGAUUCAGAAGAGGGCAGCAGUGAGUUGCUUAUUCAAGGGAAUGUUGGGCUGCAGUUAAUUGAUAGACAAUUAUUAGACCUUGUGAAGUUUCAGUACUUGGGUCUGGUGUCUUAUUUCUAUUGAAGCUGUAUGUAAAAGUUUUCACUAUUUUGUUGUGAUCGAUUUGUGUUACUUUACAUUCUAGAUAUGUUAACCGAUGCUUCACUCUGAACUAGAUUUGUCAAUGGGCUUCUUAUUGAGCAACCCUCAUAUUGUAAGUUAAAAAAUCAACCCACAAUUUGACACUCACGGUUCUUUCUCUAUUUCAUUCCAAUUUUGGGUUCCUUAUUUUCCUCUUCGUAAUGAUGUAAAAAAAAAAAAAUCUGCCCCAUCUUCAUUUCUACUCUUUCAUAUUAUGGAACAGUUACAGGGAAUAGGAAACCAUUUCCCAAAUAAACAUUUUCUUGUUUUCUUUCUGAAACCUA